Molecule: messenger RNA, 1839 nt
Organism: Colletotrichum spaethianum
Lineage: Eukaryota; Fungi; Ascomycota; Sordariomycetes; Glomerellales; Glomerellaceae
Exons: 2
Coding region: 1-1839 (612 amino acids)
Biological process (GO): regulation of DNA-templated transcription
Molecular function (GO): DNA-binding transcription factor activity, RNA polymerase II-specific; zinc ion binding
Source: RefSeq, a predicted model, not a curated record
AUGCCAUCCGCCGUGUGCAACUACGGUGAGAGCCAGAUCAACUUCCUUGUACCCCGUGCACCCGGAGUAGCAUGGACCGAGUCAUCGGGUCACACAUCUGCCCCCAGACGCCGACACGUCAAGUGCGAUGAAGCAAAGCCCUCCUGUCAACGAUGCGUCAAGUGGCAGGGCUUCUGUGAAGGAUACGAUACUUCAGGCGGGUCUUUGACUUCCACUGCUGCACCAGACAGCAAGUUAGACAGCAAGACUUCUAUAGAUCGGUCUUCGAUAUUACUUCCGACCAAGAAUUCCGCGGCAAAUAAGGUCAAAUUUCGUCUCCAGUCCAGCGCUCCAAGCCUAUCAGUUGAGCUCACCGACAAUCUGUUCGAAGACUUGACAGAACGGCAAUACUUCGACCACUGGCAUGCCUACAGAUACCAACUAGGCGGUGGCUUCUUUGACGAGCAUUUAUGGAACGAGAGCAUUCCCCAGAUGAGCCAUCAGCAUGCUUCGAUAAGAUACGCAGCCAUGGCCAUCGGAGGCAUUGCCAAAGCCCUCCGACAGAGCCUGAAGCCUACUAGCCUGGCACAAAUGGGUGCUAAUGGGCCGCACUAUGCUCUCGCCUUGUCUUACUACGGGCGCGCCAUUCGGGAAAUACGAAAGGCAACCCCAAACACCAGCAGUCUCCAGGCAGCGAUCAUAUGCUGCCUCCUGUUCGUGUGCUUCGAGGUUCUGCACGGUGAUCGAAAAGUCGUCUUCUCUCACAUCAGCAACGGCCAGAAGAUGAUGGAUGAGCUUUUGCGGAAAUGCGACGAAGAUAGUCGCCUAAAUCAGAGCGUCAUCGGCGCCGAAUCUGUCGAGAUGGACGUACUUCACGUUUUCCAACGGCUGAUCCAGCAGUCUUGGUCUUGUGGCGUCCUCAGAAGGCGGGAUCAAGGAGCCUCGGAACAGCCCAGCGACGAUCAGAAGAACUCUUUUUCUGAACGGUCAUGGUGUUGCCGAGGGGGUUCUGGAAGAAAGUGCACCUACCACAAAACGCCAUCAUCCUUUGCGACACUCGAAGAAGCCCGUCGCUGGUGGGACGUCACGCAGCACUACGUGACGCACUCAUCCAAUAUCGUCUUACCAAUCACUUAUCUGGGAUUGGGCGACGAUCUCGUGUCCGAAUGCAACGAACGCAUCCAAAGGCACAUGGACGAGAUCGAUAUGGCCAGAGCGGGUCUGAAACCAGCGACAGCCGAGCGAUGGGAGGACUUCAAAGACGCCCUCGAGAGAUGGCAUGGCGGCUUCGAGCACUUGUGGCUAGCUGCUCAGGAUAACAGGAAUGAAGAUGAGAAGUCAUACGCGCAGGCAGCAUAUCUGCGCGUGCACUACCUGUCGAUGUAUAGCUGCGUGCACUCGCCCCUUAGCUGUAGCUAUGAUAGCAUCGUGUGUCUGACGCCCAAGUAUCGCGAGAUAGUCGAGCUCUGCAAUAGCCUGCUAGAGUACCAAAAAAGAUCCUUCGAGGCCGCAGAGAUCUUCACCAUGGAUAUGGGCCCUACAUGGCCAUUGUUCCUGGCCGGAUUGCGCUGUCGUGAAGCCGAGGUGCGUAACGAGGCGAUUCGCCUGCUAUACGAGAACCCUCGAAGGGACGGCCUUUGGGAUAGUCGUAGGUUGUACGCGCUGACUAUCCGCAAUCGCAUGCUCGAGGUUUCGAAUGCGCAGGAGGGAACUCUUGAGGAGCAAUGGUGGCGUCUGCAGCAUCGGUCGGCGUAUGUCAACGAACAAGGCCAUCUUAUCGUCAAGGCGAUAGACAAAAACCCGUUGACGGGGACCUGGGACUUCGGCGAGGAUACCCUUCGUCGGUUUUUGUUUGACUGA